Mauremys mutica (yellowpond turtle) is the source of this 918-nucleotide messenger RNA. RefSeq names its product zona pellucida sperm-binding protein 3-like. Gene Ontology annotation, cellular component: extracellular matrix. The record is from RefSeq and is a predicted model, not a curated record. The coding region runs from base 39 to 875 and encodes 278 amino acids. The transcript has 6 exons. Gene Ontology annotation, biological process: positive regulation of acrosome reaction; binding of sperm to zona pellucida; egg coat formation. Gene Ontology annotation, molecular function: acrosin binding. Lineage: Eukaryota; Metazoa; Chordata; Testudines; Geoemydidae.
ACCUAUCCUCUCCUCCCCCUGCAGAAGACUUCAGUGUGAUGGCAGAGCCCCCAACAUACACCCUUGGCGCUCUCAUCUGUGUUGAGGCCAAAGUGGAAUCCAGUGCAGGUGUCUCCCCAAGAAUCUACGUGGAUGAGUGCUAUGGGAGCAGUGCAAAGCACCUGAGCCAUUCCAGGAGGAUCUAUGUGAUUGUGAACAACCAUGGGUGUCUGCAUGGGGGGAAGUCUGGGAAUGUUGCUGUCUGGCGUCGGCCUGAGGAUUCUGCCUUGCAGUUUGCCAUCCCAGCUUUCAUGCUGGCUGACGAACCAGAGGAAAAGAUCUACAUUCACUGCCUGCUGACUGCAUGGGGCCAGGAGAGCCUCACAAGCCUGGGGAAGAAGUCCUGCUAUUACAACAGUACCUCCUUCAGCUGGCAGAACCUAGAAGACCCUUCCCAAAACUUAAAGUGUAGCUGCUGUGACAACCACUGCCCUGCUGACUCUGCUCCUCCAGAAGAACUAAGAGAGUUUAUAGGUGAAGGGAUGCUCCACAGAAAAGUAGCUGGCCCCUUGACGGUGCACAAGGAAGAGGCUCCAUGGUAUGAAGAACGAUGCCGCACCCUGAAGAAGCUUCUGCUGGUGGGUGUUGCUUUUGUGGGCAGCUGUCUAGUGGGAGCCCUCUUUGUAGGAGGCCUCUUGGCUCUGGCUCUGGCCUCAUUCCGGUCAUACCAGCGCAGCAAAGGGCAAAGGCUGCUGAGGAAGAGGAAGGAGUACCCCUACCAGACAGAGCUGCAGAGUGUGGUGAACGCCCUCAUGACUACUGAAGAGAUACAGAAGGAUGAGAGAGAAUCCAGGAUAGACUACAACUUGACUACAGAUGCACCAGAGAAGGAAUAACCAGGCCUUCAAGCUACAAUAAAUGCUUUUUCUCUAAUGUCAA